Messenger RNA from Siniperca chuatsi (mandarin fish), 4772 nucleotides. RefSeq names its product arginine-glutamic acid dipeptide (RE) repeats b (gene rereb). Gene Ontology annotation, cellular component: nucleus. Gene Ontology annotation, molecular function: zinc ion binding; sequence-specific DNA binding; transcription corepressor activity. Gene Ontology annotation, biological process: regulation of DNA-templated transcription. NCBI's taxonomy places the organism in Eukaryota, Metazoa, Chordata, Actinopteri, Centrarchiformes, Sinipercidae. The record is from RefSeq and is a predicted model, not a curated record.
AUGUACACCCAGACAACUUUGAAGGCUUAGCUGUGGCUGCUGAGGUCAUUGCACUGGGAAAAAAUACACCGUCUCCCUCCACUACACCGCCUCCAUUUUGAAUAGCCAUGUAAUAGGGGAUUCGCAUAGUUUGUGUGUGUAUCGCCCACUGCGCUGCGUAGUGUCAACAAGCCACAUCCAAACAUCCUUCGACAUGGACGACCUGUUCAGUCCGCGGAGGAGCCUGAACAGCACACAGGGUGAGAUAAGAGUGGGACCAAGUCAUCAGGCCAAACUUCCAGAGUUGCAGCCGCGGCCUGCUCCUGGUUUACAUUCUCAGCCAGAGAGUGAGGAGCUGAAGUGGACACCUGGGGUCAAUGACUGUGACCUUCUCAUGUACCUCAGAGCUGCAAGGAGCAUGGCAGCGUUUGCAGGGAUGUGUGACGGUGGCUCCACAGAGGAUGGAUGUUUAGCAGCCUCCCGUGAUGAUACCACACUCAAUGCACUCAACAUGCUACAUGCAAGUCAUUAUGAUGCAGCAAAAGCUCUCCAGCGUCUGGUUAAGAAGCCUCUGCCGAAGCUUAUUGAGAAAUGCUGGUCGGAGGAUGAUGUGAAACGCUUCAUCAAAGGCCUGAGACAGUAUGGAAAGAAUUUCUUCCGCAUCCGGAAAGACUUUCUGCCCAGCAAAAAGACUGGGGAGCUGAUCACUUUCUAUUACCACUGGAAGAAAACUCCUGAGGCUGCAGGAACAAGAGCUUAUCGACAGCAACGCCGACAGCCGUCCUCUCGCAAAGCAAAGACUCGCUCUGCGGCAGCUCCCGUCAACACCCCAUCGCGAAAUUAUUCAGUGGAUGCGAGUUCUGCCAGUGAGGAUGAUCUUGAUAGUGAAGACAGUGAACAGGAAAUCAAGAGCUGCAGCCAAUGCGGUACAACAAGUUCUAAGGAUUGGCACCAGGGGGGAAGAGACAACCUGUUGCUGUGCAUGACUUGUCGCACAUAUGAAAACAAACAUGGAUGUCUGCCGCCAGCUCCAAAAUCUGCAGGCGCUCCAUUCAUGUUUAAACCUGUUAAAGAGGAAGAAGAAGUGAACAGCAAGCAUGGCAUGAGGACACGGCGAAGCAGAGCACCUCAGCUGUCAUCUUUAAGAAGUGGCCACAAAAGGGUCACCAGCUGCUCUACCAGUGAGGAUCCGCAGUCCAGCAGCCAGACCUUCCCGAGUGGAGAAACUUCUAAUUCUUUGAGAUCAUCUUCCGUAGAUAAUAAGAAUGAAUCCAGCAAGAGGACAAACAAGAAGAUAAAAGAGGAGGUAACGUCACCAAAGACAACAAAACGUGUACGGGAGUGUCUUGCUCAGGAGCCUGAUGAGCCUGAAAAAGUUACACCUAAAAGGCCGAAGACACAGGAUCCACAGGGCUCCCGGUCAGAGGGAGAGGCCGAGGUAGAGGAGGAAAGCUCUUCAGAAAGCCGCAGUGCUCAGGACGAUGGCAGCAGUGACACCAAAGACAUCGAUCAGGACAACCGCAGCUCCUCUCCCAGCAUUCCCAGCCCUCAACAGGGCAACGAAAGCGACUCUGACUCAUGUGCCCAGCCGAACGGUGUCCCAUCAGAGCCUGUUGCUCCUGCUGCUGUGUUGGCUGACACACCAAUCCCACAGGCCCUCCCUUCUCAGGGCCCUCCCAUCACUCCUCAGCCAACGCAAAGCACCCCCUCUGCUGAUCCUGCUCAGAGCCCCCCUCCUUCUUCUCCAGACCCCCCCCAGCCAGCUGUUGGUCUGUCAGCUGGCACAGCAGGCCCAAACAGCCGACCACAACCCGCCUCUCACUCUCUUUCUGGUCCACCACCUCUUCCGUCAGCACUGGGUCAAGGGUCUCCUCUUUCUCCAGCAUUUCAGGUCCCGCCGGCUCUCAACUCUGCACAGUCUCUGCAGCCUCAUGGCCCGUCAACUCAGGCCCCCCAGCGACCCCCACCCUUCUUUAGGGAGUCUCAGCUCCCACAGCCUCCUCUGCCUGGCCCACAAAUCAAGCCUCCUCCUACCACUCCAAUUCCACCUUCACACAAACAGAUGCUACACCAGUCUGCUACACCUUUCCCUCAGAUGCCCUCCAAUCUCCCCUCCCCUGCUCUAAAGCCCCUCAAUUCCCUGCCCAACCAGCAUCCUCCAGGUGCCCCCCCUCCCCCUCUUCAGCUCAUGCCGCAGCCUUUGCCAAUGCAGCCACUUCCGACCCAACUUCCAGUGAUCUCACAGGUGCAGACCCACCCUGGAAAAAGCAUGACUUCCUCUCACCCACCUGCUGCGGCCUCACAUACUCUCACCUCUGUAACAUCUUCUGCUAUUGGCCCUGUCCCGAGCUUCCAGCCGUCAUUCCUGCCUCUUCCUCUGAGACCCUCGCAGGGCACCACUGCAGGAGGAUCACAAAUUCAGAUCAAAGAAGAGCCACUGGAUGAGAUGGAAGAGGCUGAGAGCCCACCGUCUCCACCUCGGAGCCCCUCGCCAGAGCCUACCAUCGUCAACAUGGCAAGCCAUGCCAGCCAGUCUGCACGGUUUAUCAAACACUUGGAUCGUGGUUACAACUCCUGUGCUAGAACAGACCUGUUCUUUACUCCACUUCCAUCCUCCAAGCUGGCCAAGAAAAGGGAGGAGGCUGUGGAAAAGUCGAGGAGAGAGGCUGAGCUCAGUGCUCGGCAAGAACGCGGAAGGGAGAAAGACAAAGAGAGAGAGAGAGAAAGGGAGGCAGACAGAAAUUCUAGAGCCUCCAGCUCCUCCCACGACAGUCGUAUGAGUGAGGCUCAGGUGACGUCUCAGGGCCAUGGACGCCCCUCCUUUGAGCAGCCGCCCACCACUGUAGCCGCUGUGCCCCCCUAUAUUGGCCCUGAUACACCUGCCCUGCGCACCCUGAGUGAAUACGCCAGACCCCAUGUCAUGUCGCCCAACAACCGCAGCCACCCUUUCUAUGUGUCAAUGAGCCCUGGCGAACCCUUGCUAGCCUACCACAUGCCACAUGGUCUGUACAGCGCUGAACCCAGCCUGAGAGAGCGAGAGCUGAGGAACCUGCGAGAGAGGGAGCUCCGCGAGAGGAUGAAGCCUGGCUUUGAGGUCAAGCCCCCAGACAUGGAAACUUUACACCCCUCAGCCAACCCCAUGGAGCACUUCGCCAGACACGGGCCGAUUGGUCUUCCCCACAUACCCGGGCCUCCCCACCCCUUUGCAGCCUUCCAUCCCGGGCUGAAUCAUCUGGAGCGGGAGAGGAUGGCGCUGGCAGGACCUCAGCUGCGCCCGGAGCUGAGUUACGCAGAGCGACUCACUGCAGAGCGGCUUCACGCAGAGAGGAUGGCAUCUGUGGCGACUGACCCUGCUGCCAGGCUGCAGAUGCUCAAUGUGACACCGCAUCAUCACCAGCACUCUCACAUUCACUCCCACCUCCACCUGCACCAACAGGAUCUCCUCGGUCAAGGUUCAAGCCCUCAUCCUCUAGUGGACCCCAUGGCAACAGGACCACGUUUGGCCCGAUUUCCCUUCCCCGGUGGCCCAAUCCCCAACCCUUUAGUCAGCGAUCUUCCUCAUGAUCAUGAGAUGCUGCGCCACCCACUGUUUGGAGCUGCAUAUCCUCGAGAGCUGCAGGGCCCGAUUCCUCAGAUGUCUGCUGCUCACCAGCUCCAGGCCAUGCAUGCUCAGUCUGCAGAGCUGCAGAGGAUGGCUAUGGAGCAGCAGUGGCUGCAUGGGCAUCACCUGCAUGGAGGCCCUAUACCGAGUCAGGAAGAUUAUUACAGCCGUCUGAAGAAAGAAGGUGACAAGCCAUCUUGAGUCCCAGGUGGUGCAUGCACUGAAACCUUACACUCAUACCCAAUAGAAUACUGUUUACUUUUGAGAGAGAAUAUUUGUGUGUCCGUUUUUUUGUUUUAAUGUAUUUUAGAAAAAUCUUUGUGGAUCUUUGUGUGCAUUCUUUGUUCAGCACUUAAUGAGACUGUCAAAGUCUGUCUUGAGAUUUUCAUAUCACUUAAGACUUUAUACUAGAUUUAUUAUCAAAAUAAUGAACAAUCUCACCCAUUCAUGUGAGAUUUAAAGUGACAGAUUUUCUCUAACAAACUGUAAAACUGUUUCAUAUGCAGUGAUAUGAAUUUGCUAAAAUCCAGCUCUUAUAAAGUAUAUGAAAACAGACUGGCUUUGGUGUUAAGUUUAAAUAUCCCUAUGAUUUCUAAAAGAUUUCCUUGUACAGAAUGGCAUUUAAAUCAGUGUUUGAAUGAUUGUAACUACCUAGCAUGACUCUUCAUUUUUCACCAAACUAGAGUAGCAAGUUGCAUUGUGGUGUUUAGACUUUGAAAGCAUAGUAGAGGUUGUAUUUACUCUUAAAUCUGCUAAAUAUUUGUCUAAAUCCUAAAGUUUUAUAUAUCAAGAUAUCUUUUCACAGUAUAACCGAAGCUUUUAUUCGCUCAUUUUUGAGAUUGUAAAUAUUACAUGUUCACAAUAUUCUAUAUGAAUGAGUACUAUUGAUAUAGCAGUAGAUGUGAACACUUGACCCUUUGAUUCAGCACGAUAGCAGUAAAUCAUAAGCUAAACCAGUAUAUGGUAUUAUAAGGUGAGAUAAUUAUUAAUUGGACCAUGAUCUGUCACUACAGACAGAAAGUUUAUUAGAAUAAUGUAUUUACAUUGUUUUGAAUUGGAGAGAAACUAAAUCUUGAGCAUUUCAAUGGAAUUUUUAAAAGAACUGCGUCUAAUUUCAAUAUUUAUGUGACAUAAUAUGAAAGUGUAUCCAUUGCAUAUUUAUUUCAAUAAAUAUUUCUGCAAUGACAACUUA